This is a messenger RNA of Solanum tuberosum (potato), 969 nucleotides long. RefSeq lists its product as uncharacterized. The record is from RefSeq and is a predicted model, not a curated record. The transcript has a single exon. The coding region runs from base 1 to 969 and encodes 322 amino acids. Lineage: Eukaryota; Viridiplantae; Streptophyta; Magnoliopsida; Solanales; Solanaceae.
AUGGUUUUUCGUGUGGAUGACAAGUUUCUUAAUUCAGAAUCAGCUUCAGUAAUGUUUGAGAUCUACAAUGUUGCAUGGUUACGCGAUCUCCCUAUUGGCACAACACACCUUAUGAUAAAUAGUUUUUUCCCUCCUCUUUCAUCCAAUAAUCCAACCAUCAGAUCAACUACGCUUCAUAUUCGUCGUCCAAGUGGUCAUUUACAAGGGCUCCUUCAUAUUAGUGUUCAAUUAAUUGACACUAGCCCUCCAGAAAUCCUCUGUUCUGGGAGUGAAUUGAGCACCUCAAUAUGUACAACCGAAGUUUCAUCAUCAAAAGAUGAAAGAAGAAAUUGUUAUGAUGAAAAGAAUGACAAUACCUCGACUAUUUCUAAAGGUCAUGACACGCUAUAUGAAGAAGAAAUUACCAAGAAUACUCAUGAUCAGGAUAUCAAAAAAAAUCAAAAUAGGGGAAUGUUACUACGUUUAUGUAGUAAACGUUUAAUGUCUAAUAGCGAUUCAGAUUUAUUAUCUCCAAAUCAAAAAAUGAGAAGUACACCAACAGUAGUGUCAUUUUGCUCAGGGGUGCAACCUAUACCAUCAAUUGUAGCAGAGGAUAUGAAGAAAGGAUUAUAUCAAACAGGGGAAGGAAUAGAUUAUGGAAGUUGUAUAUUUGAAAAUUGGACUAUACAAGGUGAAAAAGAUGAAGAAAUCCAAUCGAUGCGAUCAAAAAGCUUGACAUGGGGCUCAGAUGAUCAAGUUCACGUGCAAGAACACGUUGAGAUUAAAAAGAAAUCGCGAAGAAGAAGACAUGAUUCGGAUGGAGGAGGAUUAUUUUCAUGUUUUGGCAAAGCAUAUGGUUUUGAAUUCAAACUUAUUUGUGGAUCAAAAAGCCCCAACAAGAAGAAAGACAAGAAACUUGAACGCCAUAAGAGCCUUCCUUAUAAUAAUAAUAACCAUUAUGAUGAUAACUUACACAGAUUUUACAUAUAA